CUUUGUCUAGCUUAUUCUUAGCAACUGAAUCUCUGCUGGUAAUCCAUCACUCUACCCUUGUUUAUAUUUUUACAAGGAUUUUUGUCAUCUUUAACCAAAAUCUUCCAUGCUACAAUUUAAACCUGUUAUAUCCUGCCAUAUUCACCAUGGCCUCAAGGAACAGUUUAUUUCUGUUGUCCUCUCUGUAGAAACCAUUUAUGUACUUGAAGGCUGUCUCCUCUUUAGACCAGACAACUCUGAUUUCAUUUCACCCAGUAUUUUAAUUUCAAUUUUUAGGGCUCUGAUCACUUUUAUUGUUCUCCUGUAGAUUCUGUUCCACUAUUUUCUCAGGUGCUUGCACUGCUGACAUGCUCCUGUUCAGGCAGGGGUGAAAUCUCAGAGUUAAAAAACCCAAACAAACAAAAACCCCAAAACCAAAACACCAAAGAUGUGGGUAGCACAGUGCAGGUUGUAAGAAUGAGACUGAGUGUCUCAAUAUUCUGCAGUCAAGCAUAACCUUUUUGUCAUGUCAGUAUUGUGUUGUUGACUGUGGAUCUACUUGCCAGAGUUGUGUUGGUAACUAGUACCUGGUGUGGGGCUGAUUUGGCCAAAGACCAAACAUCUGUGGUUUUUAUAGUUAAUGUAUCCAGUUAGCAAGGGGGUACCCAGAGAGAACAGAGCUUCCCUUCCAUUGGAUAUGCUUCCACAAACUGUCUUGGAUUUUACCUCCUUUAACUGAACAUGCCUUUUUGUCUUCCAGGGGCAACUUUAGUCUAUUGUAGUGAGUAAUGCUCCUAAUACUCCUAGGUAUUCCCUUUAUGAUCCAGUUAAAUCUAUUUAUAUCUCCUUUUAUUUGUGAGAUCUUGAGGUCUUUCAUUUGUGUUCAGCCCUGCAUAUUCUUGCCUGAGGCCUCUGGGUUGCCAGUGUAAUACAAACUGCUGCUAUUAGGUAAAAUAGCUGCUUUUGCAGAUAUCUCAGGAAAGGAAUCAUUUAUUACCAGCACUUGCUGAUUAGGUAGAAUGGUGGAUGGUGCUUUUGUAGUCUUAAAUUGAAAAAGGAGUGAGGAAAAAAGCAAGGUGUGUGAGAGAGGAUCCGGAUGGGGAGUGAAAAGGUAGAAAUUAAAGGUGUUUACUUAUAAGAAAAGGGGCUGGUGCUUACAAGACAAAGAUUUCUGAUUCUUUAGAAAAUGUAAAUAUGGUUUUGAAAUGUUACAUCUGGGGCAAUCUAAAGAGCAACUGCAGCUGAAAAGUGUGUUUGUGCUCUCUUUUAUUCUUCACCAGUGCCAAAUUUGGCAUUUGCAUAACCCCAGAAUGAAUUGGUCUGAGGAAUUAAAAUGGCAAGAAAUUAUCAGGAAAAAGAAAGAAUACUUUAUGUUGGCUUAGCUGUCUGACAUAAUAGGUAGUGGGAUCAGGCAAACCCCAGAAGUGCUGGUUGGUGGGUGAUGAGAGUACAGGGAGGGGAAGGCACUUCCCAUUGGAUUGACUUGGAUGUAGCCUGAAACUGCAGCUGAAGACCUCAGAUGAUAGAUGCAGCUGUGUCGAACAGCUUCUUAUGAAGUGCCAAACAAGAACGCUCUCCUUGUAGUCAAAUCCCAGAGUCCACUGCAGCAAGAAAGAACUGCCAGCAAAAACUCAUCAACUCUUACUGCUUCAAGCUAAGGAGGCGAUCAAAGUAGAGGGCCGGAUGUCGGAGCUGAGUGAUGAAGCCAGUGAGUCGGAGCUGCUGAGCCGCAGUCUUUCCAUGUGGCACGGGGUUGGUCAGAUGAUCGGUCGGGAAGAGCUGGAUGUUCCCCUGGACUUGCAUACGGCCUCCUCAGUUGGCCAGUAUGAAGUGGUGCAGGAGUGUAUUCAGCGUGGAGAUCUGGAUUUAAAUAAAAGGAAUUGUGGUGGCUGGACUCCACUGAUGUAUGCCUCCUACAUUGGCCAUGACACUGUUGUGCACCUGCUGCUGGAAGCGGGAGUGAAUGUGAACAUCCCAACACCAGAAGGACAGACACCACUCAUGCUGGCCUCCAGCUGUGGAAAUGAAAGUGUUGCUUACUUUCUGCUACAGCAAGGCGCAGAGCUGGAGAUGAAGGAUAUUCAUGGUUGGACUGCCUUGUUUCACUGCACCAGCGCUGGACAUCAGCAGAUGGUCAAGUUCUUACUGGACAAUGGGGCCAAUGCCAACUGCCGGGAACCAGUGUAUGGAUAUACACCUCUGAUGGAAGCAGCUGCUUCUGGCCAUGAGAUAAUUGUUCAGUACCUUCUCAAUCACGGAGUGAAGGCAGAUGUCAGAGAUAACACUGGAGCCACAGCACGGACACUGGCCAUGAAGUAUGGACACACAAAGAUUGUGGGGCUGAUAGAUUUGCAUGCAGCCCCAGUGCCCAAGGUCUUCUGCAGGGGUCCAGGAAAAUAUGAAGAGCUGAGUUCCUCAGAUGAAUCAUGUUCUGCUCCUCAGAGACAGAGGCCUCUUCGUAGGACCAAGGGUCCCAGCAUCCAUGAUGGGCCCCAGGCUUUGGCUAAGAUAACAGCAGUUGGAAUUGGGGGAAAGAAGCAGUCUCGCUAUGAGCAGGUCCCUCCUCAGGGCUAUGUUACUUUCAAUGAUGAUGGCAACUGUGAAGCGGAUGAUAUCCGGAACCGGGAUGUUACUUCUCCAAUUAAUGAGCAGGAUGUGGAGAGUAGCAGCAGCAGGGAGGAUAACAUUUUCUUUACCAAGAACUUAGCAAUCAUCAGGAGUAGCAGCAGCAGCAGUGAAUGCCUAACCAAAGCCCUGGGAGUCAGCAGUGAAGGCUCCUUGGAAAGCAAUGAGGAUUCUGACCAUGCAAACAGUCCCCCUAGUCGGAAACAAGCCAAGAGCUUUAAGAUCAAGAACCGCUACAGCAACAGUGAUAGCCAGUGGGCCCACUGCCCAGGGAAAGCUGGGGGCUCUGGUCAGCACCUGAUCCUUCCUGAGCCCCCUGCCUAUACAGGGCCCCAGGAUCUGGCAACAUUCCUUGAUCAGAUUGGGUGCCUGAAGUAUCUGCAAGUGUUUGAGGAGCAAGAUGUUGACCUCCGGAUCUUCCUGACUCUCACGGAGAGUGAUCUGAAGGAAAUAGGCAUCACCCUGUUUGGACCCAAGCGGAAGAUGACUUCUGCCAUCGCUCGAUGGCACAGCAACGCUCGACCGCCCAGCGACGCCCUGGAGCUGGCCUACGCAGAUCGGCUGGAGGCGGAGAUGCAGGAAUUGGCCAUUCAGCUGCACAAGAGGUGUGAAGAGGUAGAGGUGAUGAAGGGCCAGGUGUGCCAGGAGCAGAAGCUGCGUGCAGUGGCUGAGAGCUGUUUGAUGGAGCGGGAUGAGACCUGGAAUGCCAUCCAGUGCCAGCUCAGAGAGGCUCAGGCCAUCACCAAGGAUGCUGGAGUUCUCCUGGAUCAAAUCAAAUCCUGUCAAGCAGAGCUGUCCUCCCGGCUAACCCAGGAGCAGGCAGGUGGCAGAGUGAUGGACACAAAGGUGCAGCUGGGAACUGGCGAGGGCAGGCGGCCUGGUGAGCGUCCGGUGCUGGAAGGAUGGCCACCUUCCUUGAAGUCUCUGAGCUUGCCUGAGCUGUCUGCUGUCCUAGAAGAGUGUGUGGGAGAAAUGGGAAAAGCUCUGCAGACUGUGACUCAAAACCUCCAAAGGCUCCAAGCCCCGGGGCAGAGUGGGCAGAGCUGGCUAGAGCCGUAACAGAGCAGGAGGGAAUACUGACGUCGGGUGACUGUUCCACCCGGAAGCUGAGUGUGCCUGGGAGAAUGUGCGCAAGGGCCGUGCUGGCAGCACUGCAGCUCUGCUGAGAGUGCCACAGUGGCUGGGGGAUGUGUGGAGGAAGGUCUCAGCCAUCAGAUAACAUGCCUGGGAGAACGAGGGACAGCAGAAGACAACAACCCAGCAGCUCUUUGGGCCUAACUGGGUUCCCAGGAUCAUUGCUGUUCAUAUCAAAAGGUUGGGUUAAGAGGAGAAGCAACAAGCCCAGAAUUUUUAUCUGCAUUAAGCUUCCUGCAGCCCUUGUUGUUCAGGGCUGUGUCUUAUUAGAAAGCUGACAGUUACCCACAACAAUCAAUUAUCCUUUUCCACAUCCUGUCCUCCCCAAAGCCUCUGACACUUGCCCUGGCACCUUCUAUGCCAUGUGGACUGCUCAGGAACUGACCCAAAAAAUGUAUCGGAGGCAAUAAGGAAGGGGGGGUUGCUGUGGAUGGGUAAAGUGAGUGGAGUUUAUAAUGUUUGGCUCGUUGAGUUGCAGUGAAAUUCAUGCAGUCCUAAUUUCUAGCAAGAAUUUCUGCCCUACUAUUAUCCCAAAUCUGUGCUUCAAAACUUCUUCCUCCAGCCAGGUCACCCUAGUUCGGUUCAGCUUCUUGUCCCCUUUGGGGGUUGUUUGUGAUCGUGUUACUCAGUCCCAAGGAACUCGUUUUUGUGGUAAAUGGUUUAUGGCAAGGACUCCUGGUCUGGUUUGUUAGUGCCAAGAUCCCAACACUGACAGCAGUUGCAAGGCAGAUGUUCCCCUGGAAGGACAUGAGAGACAACAAGGAGAUUGAAACUGUUCAGUCUCCUGUGCCUCGGGCAAGCAGCAGAGUGCCAAGGCAGGCAGAACAAGAAUGGAGGGGUAGAUCUAUCCCACAUGGGAGAUGGGCAAAAGAAAUCACAUCCCAGAUGCAGCUGUGGUGCAAAGCUUUGGUCCUCAACUGCUGGCUGCCUUUGAUUUCCAGGCCUUAGUGUUUGGAAAUAGUUCUGCCAAGGCAUUCUCGUGUUGGCAGUGGGCACUUCCAAGGGGCAGACAAAUAGUGCAGGAAGAGGCUGCCUCCCCAGAGAGACUGCUCAGCAGCCACGAGGGCUCUGGUGGCAGUUCUGUGGGUGUAAAAUGGUUUCCAGUGACUCUGUUCCUGUGUAUUGCCAAGUCCUGUGAGGGAGGGGGAAGAACCCAACAAACAAUAAAACCUGAUGUCUGAGUGAUGGCCUUCAUGAGCCUGGAAAUGUAUCUUUGGGAAGAGGAAGAAACUGUUCCUUCUGAUUUUUUGGACCUUAAUCAGAGAUGCAAAAAUCCAUUGUGGCUCCCUCCUUUGAGCUAGUUACUCCUCCUGAUCAGCUGCCCAAGGCCAUUUAGGCAGGUUUGAAAGCCAGUCUGUGUUGGGUAAAGGUGCUGCCUGGUGUGAGGGUCCCACUGAACAGGUGUGUCAGUGCUUCCUGGGGACAGCCCUGGGCCAUGUGGGCAGCUGUGCCCUGCUGCUUUCUGCUUGUGUUUAACUCUUAAUGUGGCACACAGGUUUUUCAUCUUUAACGGAUGACAUGGGUGUGUGCAUGUGAGCAUCUGGUGCUGGCUGUGUGGCAGGAAGUUUCACCUCAAAGAAUUAGUUUUGAUGAUGUGGAGCCAAUUCUCCUAAGGCAGCAUCCCUGAAAGCUGCUCAGAGUGUCGACGCUGUGCUGGGAAGAGUAUCUGGGGCUUUGUCCUUCGUUCCCUGUUGCUGGAGGAAUGGUGGGGAGUGCCAAGGCAGUUUGCACUGCGCUUUUCCUAGUCUUGGCGGCGUCUGUGGCUGCACUAGUUCAGGGUUGUCAGUGCUGUGUCCCUGGGAAGCCCAGACUUGAAUUUAAGGCAAAAUAUCUGUGGGAAAAGGGGGAAGAGUUUUCAUAGAAGAAAACAAAAAAACCCAAAACACUCCAAAAAACCCAAACUAAA
Molecule: messenger RNA, 5644 nt
Organism: Athene cunicularia (burrowing owl)
Lineage: Eukaryota; Metazoa; Chordata; Aves; Strigiformes; Strigidae
Gene: ANKS3
Product: ankyrin repeat and sterile alpha motif domain containing 3
Exons: 18
Coding region: 1663-3663 (666 amino acids)
Cellular component (GO): cilium
Molecular function (GO): protein binding
Source: RefSeq, a predicted model, not a curated record